AUGAACCAUAAUGCACCACAAGAGAGCAACCAUUCACCUUCAACCAAUAUGCCAAAUAUAAUUCAGAAAGAGACCAGACAGGCCUGUGAGAACUGUAAAAAAGAACAACUGGAAUGUGAUUCUGUCGUACCCUGUUCAAGUUGUACUUUGCGAGGAAAUGCCAAUCACUGUUCGAUUAUUACCCAUAUCCCAAAGAGCACUGAAGCGAAAACUAGUAGCAUGCCAGCCAAACGAGGCUAUAAGUCACAUGUACCAAGUGCCUGUAUCAAUUGUAAAACAGCACAUUUAGCAUGUGAUGUGUCCCGGCCAUGUCAACGGUGUGUAACAUUAAAGAAGACCGAUACAUGUCAAGACAUGCAACAUAAGAAGCGUGGGCGACCCAAGCUUCGUGAAAAGAAAAUUUAUUCAUCCAACGAACAUACCUAUGAGAUCCUAUACGGGACAAUCCAAACUCCAUCCAUCACUUUGAAGAACCCAACCCGAAAUAUAGUUCCCAACAUUCAAGUACCUCCCUUUAAGACAAAGAUCUCUCCAUCUACUAAACCUCAAUCCGUCAUUUCAUUCAUCCACGAGCCCAUCGAGUCCUUUCAAUCCGAUGAUAAAUCUCCUCCACCUAUCGUCAACACUACCACAACUGCAAAUGCAACUGCAACAAGUGUACCCUUAACCUAUGAUAAUUUACUUUUAGAAUCCAUGAUACCACAGUUAACAGCUACUUCACAACCCAUACGAGAGCCACUACUAUUUGAUUACACCACAAACCUUUUUGAAACCACUCCUCUGUUACCAGUACCCCAAAAUAAUAAUAAUAAUACUACUACUAGUAGUAAUACUAUGACAGAUGCAAGUGAUCUCACCAUCAUCAUGUCUAUGGAGGUGUGUUGUGCAAAGGUAUCAGCUGAUACCAUCAAAUGCUGGGGAUACUAUCCACAAGAACUUGCACAUCGAUCCUUUUACGAUUUUAUUUCACCCAAAGAUAUAGAUCGGUUGGCACGACUACAUCGACUUUUACUAGACAAUGUGAUGGAUACAAUGACAGGUGAUGCGACCUUACCAGCAACAGAAAGGAGCACAUCCACCUUAUUCAGCACCACAGAUUAUAGUGUAUUAAAUACUGUAGCUAAUGGAUCCAGAUCCUUUUCAGAUUCGAUACAUAUUAAGAAACGAUCUGGUGAGUAUGAAUUAUACAAGGUGGUAGUAUAUAUUGGAGGUGGAUUAGGGGCCAAUUUGUAUGAUAUUACUAGUUUUUCCAAACAGUAUAUUGUAGCACAGUUUCGAAAGCAUGAGUAUGAGGUGGUGUCUACCUCACCACCUUCGGAAGAUUUAUUCAAGACAAAUGAAAUAUAUAAUAAUAUGGAACCUAUUGCGGUAUUUUCACCACUGACACCGUUAUCACCCAUAUCACCUAGUCAUAAUCAGUUGGCUAACUUCAACAAGAGUGAACCCAAAAGCUUUAAAGACAGCUCAUUGUUAAAUGCACGGAAAUUCUCACAGUCAUCUAUUAUACCAGCUUCCCCCAAAUUCAAUAUAGCACCUGUCACGAAUCAUCCCAAGGGGACCAACAAUCUAUCAUUUCAGCAUAACAAACAUUUCAGUAAUAUUUUACAACAGCGAUUUUCCCCUUCAUCUACACCGCCUACUUCCAUGAGGUUAAGGUCGACUGAUAGUGUGACUCAUCCAACCCAGCAAUACUUUUUACAGACUUCCAGUAGUACAUUGAAUGCUGCUGCAUCGGCUGUCAAUGGAACUUCAAGGCUGAAUAAAUCAGGCCCAUUACGAACAGAAGGUGUGGAUACAAACAGAAAAAUGGAAAUGAGCAUCCGAUCCUUACUCUGCUAA
Messenger RNA from Mucor mucedo, 1839 nucleotides. RefSeq lists its product as uncharacterized. The transcript is spliced from 5 exons. Lineage: Eukaryota; Fungi; Mucoromycota; Mucoromycetes; Mucorales; Mucoraceae. Gene Ontology annotation, molecular function: DNA-binding transcription factor activity, RNA polymerase II-specific; zinc ion binding. The record is from RefSeq and is a predicted model, not a curated record. The coding region runs from base 1 to 1839 and encodes 612 amino acids. Gene Ontology annotation, biological process: regulation of DNA-templated transcription.